GAGGGGUUCCGAUUGUAGUUGGGGAUUCCCAGUCUCCAUUCCCGGAAAACCUUACCUCGAAAGAGUGAUAGGGCGACGCAAAAUAAGAUCAAAUGUAGGCCUGGUAGACGAUUUUGAAAUUAAUGACACUGUUGAUAAGGUUAGCAUACAGAAAAAAAAUUGUUCUGUGAUAUUACGCUGUCAUACUUUUUCAUAAUAACUAUUCUUUAACCACUAAAAUUGUUUGGUGCCUGAUCAUCUCUCCUCAUGAUCUGGGAAGCAUCCGUGGUAUCUCCCUGACAUGGCACCAGUUAUCGGGCACAUAUAUAAGGCGCCGGUGAUUGCAGACAGUCAUGUCCGAACCAGAGGUGUGUACCAUCUGUAUGGAUACAUAUAAAAACCCAAAGAUUUUACCAUGCAGUCACACAAUGUGCCAGGAAUGUCUAGAGAAAAUGAUAGCAUCUGGAUAUAGAUCAGAUGUUCUUGUGUGUCCGAUAUGUAGGAAACAGCAUCAAGUUCCAGAAGGAGGUGUAGGAAAGUUUAUGCCGAACUAUUUUGUUUCCACGUCAUCAGAGCACUCCAUUACAUGCCAUGUAUGUGAAAUUAUUUUAUCAGAUUUUCAAAAGAAAUCUGGAAGAUGUUCAUAUUGUAAUGGGCAAAUGUGUGCUCCCUGCUAUAAGAACCAUAGACACCCCGAGAAUGAGGUCAGAGGAUUUCAACAGGAAGAUGAAUACAGUGACGGUUUGAAUUUAGAUGGCUCUCAUCGCAACACUAUGCAUAACCUCAUGAUGCAGCUCCAGGGCAGGGCUCAGAGCAUCUUAACUGGAAGCAUGGUACAUUCAUUUCAGUGUGAACAGCAACAGGAACAGCAAACAAGAAUCUCACGUAUUGUGGUGACAGAGGAUAACAAACUGUGGAUCCUUGUAGGAAAGGGACCGUUCAUUAUAAAGUAUGAUUCCAAAGGCCUAGAACUUGAUCGAAAGUUUGUAGAUGGAAUAUUGUUGGACAUUGCAUUACACAAAGAUGGUUCACUACUUAUGAUAAUAGAAAACUAUCACUCUGUGAUGUGCUAUACAGAGUCACAGAUUAGGGAAUAUGUGAGUGCAGUAGACAGUCUCAGCCCACAGCGUAUUCUCAUGCUACCAUCAGGGUUUCUAUUUGUGAGUGCUGUAAACCUGACCUCUGAUCAACGACAGAAUGUCAUCCUUGUGUACAACACUCAGGGUUCUAUUAUCAACACUAUAGAGUGUGACCAGCAGGGUAUGGCAUUUGGCCCAAUUACCUCCCUUGCCAGCAAUCUUAAACAUGGACACAUUUGUAUUGUGGAUGAAAAACGACAAUGUGUAUUCUUCCUGAGAGAGGGUUUAUUUCCCCUGAUUUAUACCCGUCCUAAUGGAUUUCCUACUAGAAAUCGUGGAGGUGGAUUUUCCAACCCAAGGUACAGGGGUUUUAGACCAAAAUCACUGACUUGUGAUUCUAAGGGAAAUGUGUUUGUGUAUGAUGAUGCAUCAGGGAUGAUACAUGUGCUGAAUUCCUCAGCCAAACUUCUAGGGUUUGUUCUGACAAAUGAUGAAGAAUUAUCAGGAGAUCCAAGCUGUAUAACCAUUGAUAAUACUGAUAGGCUUGUGAUUGGGGACAACACAUCAGGGAAAGUUCGCAUUUAUGAUAUUGAUGCCAAUUACAAUAAUCUUGGUCAGAUAGAGGAAGAUGCUGGGUCAUUUUUUGCAUCAAUUCAACAGCGCAUAAAUGAUGCAGGAGAUGGUGUUGUCCAGGAACUAGCAGAUAUCUCCAGCCAAAUUAGUGUAAACCCGGAUACUUUGAUGAAUUUGGUACUUGAUAGACAACAGAAUGUCUGAGUUAGUAGCUUCACCAUUAUACAUAAAAUUAUCAUAACUAACAUAUACAUUAUUUGUCAGCUUUAACAUGGGGUAAAUAAUGAAAUGUAUAGAAUUGUAUUUGCAGUCUGUUUUGUGGAAUAAACAAACUUCCACAUUAAUAUUCAGCAUUAAGCUAUACAUAUUGAUGUUAUUAUCCUGUAUCAAGACUACCCCCUGACAUAGAUGUAACAUGUUCCCUAGGUCUAUCACCUGAUAGGUAUACAAAUUGGUUUAGUGAGGAGGAUCUCUACUGAAACCAUUAAAAUUACUGUGAUAUGUACAUUUAAUUAAGGUGCUAUAAUAUAUAUCCACAACUGAAGUGUGUGUGUGUGUGUGUGCACAGGUGUCUGCUUCUGGUUAGUAUUAAUAGAAAGAUGUAUUAGCCCUACUACAAGGUGUAACUCUCAAAAAACCAGAAGUGGGGUGAGCUACGAUUCCCUUUGAAUUUAAGUUCAAUUCGUUUAAACCACCAAAUGCACGUAAACGUCAGUAAGGUACCUUGGUUUAGAAUCCUUCAAUAUCAAUGCAUGUUAUUCCUUUGUCAUGUGACAAUAUUUUAAAGAUGAGAAGAUGGAUCAAAAGCAAUCAUAAAAGCCGACGAUGCAUUGACUGUGGAAUGGGAGUAAUCUGUAUACUUUAAGAGUGGUAUGUAGGGGCAGUCUGAUUGGUUGACAACUCUAUACACAAUACUAUAAUUGUCGACCAAUCAAGACCACCUUUCAAAAUCUAUGUAUCGACGAUUCAUAGAUCUUCAAGUGUUACGCCUUGUUAUAGUAUGAGUAGGGUUUGAUUUUUUUUUUUUUUUUUUCACUUAAUGAUACCCAGAAGCAAAGGCCUGUGGAAGGGUGUUUUUCUGCCAACUGUCUUUCAACUUCUAACUUAUUACAAUGUAUGCUUGGUACACACAAUACUUAUGUGGACACCUUCUGUAGUGAUGCAAGGGAUCGCAUUGGGGGCUUGGUGGUUCAAAGGUCACAAAUUUUUUAUAUGAGCUCACCAUGACCAUAUGUUAACUACACUGGUUGCUUGUGCCAAGACUUGAGUCACAUCGGGUAGCUCUUCAUUUCCGUAGGUCAAAGGUAGGUACAAAAAUGUAUCAUAUGAGCUGUUGCUUAAAAUAGAAUCAUAGUUCCUUACAUUCAAUUGGAGAAUAUUGAUCUGAUUCUAAUGAAACUUUUCAUUAGUACAGGUUUUGAUCUGAAAAGUGUAUAUCAUUGGUAAUUAGUUCUCGCAUAAGCCAAGCAACCCCCUCCCCUCCCCUUGUGUAAAUCACGAGUACCAUAUUUAUUCUCGCAAAAGCCCUCAGUAUUCUCAUUAAAUGAGGUUGCUGGCAAAAACAGCUUCAUAUUCCUUGAUUUUGACAUACAUUCAACCAGAUAUUUUAUAAAAUCUACUGACUAUCGUAUUUGAAAUUGCAGAUAAUUUAGAUAGCAGAUUUAAAGACGGCAAAAUUAACUGCAAGAGAGGUAUUUUCAAGCAACCAGUCUGAAACAUCUAAUUGGUUGAAAAUUUGGACAAAUGGAAUUGUGUGAUUUUCAUCAAAGCUGGUAUUGAAGUGUUAUAAUUAUAUAAUUCAUCACCACAAUGACAUUAUUUAAUUAUUUAAACAUAGUAUUAUUUUCAGUGAAAUUUGUUGAUACAUGUACCCUACAUUUAUUCCAAGUCUAUUUCUAGGCAAUGACUUCCUGUGAUUUCUGGCAAUUACAAUAUCUAUAGUUGAAAGCAUGUUAGUUCACCCACCCAAUUAAGAUUGAAAAUUUACUUAUUAAUGAGUAUGUGCAAUAUAAUUAGUGCUGUCAAAGCUUACAAAAACUGUACUGAGGAGUUUUUGCAUUUGUGUAUAUUAAAUAAAUUAAGCAAUGUU
Molecule: messenger RNA, 3720 nt
Organism: Pecten maximus
Lineage: Eukaryota; Metazoa; Mollusca; Bivalvia; Pectinida; Pectinidae
Exons: 2
Coding region: 333-1835 (500 amino acids)
Source: RefSeq, a predicted model, not a curated record